AUUCAACUAUGAAAUUCGUCGUUCUGCUACAAGCGCUCACAGCGGCUGCUUUGGCAGCUCCGCAAGGAUAUGACGUAGGUGCUCCAUCAGGUACAGGACUCUCGACUGGACCAGGACCAGAGUCUGCGGGAGAAGCGAGUUCACACGAAGAUGAUUCAAGCCGUGGAGACGGCGCCACUGCUACCUGUAAAGAGGGUGAACUCCUACAUGUAGAUGGAACUUGUGUAAUUCCCGAUAUCACAAGAAAAGUAUUUCUAUUUGAAAUUCCCGAGCAGGAACAGCCCGUUGGCCCACCACCCAGUCUUCCUCCUCCGGCAGUAGAGCACAACAUUCUCUUCAUACGUCUCCCAGAAGAAGGACCGGCACCUGAACCUAUUGUUCUUCCUCCACCAAGGCAGAACAACAUUGUCUAUAUCCUCAACAAGAUGGAUGAACAAGUUCAGCGGGUAAUCGAAGUACCAGCUCACCCUCAAGUGGAUCCUGAAAUUUAUUUCGUCAACUACCAAGAAGGAGAAAACCCAACCCUUCCUUUGGGAGUGGACCUGGAAACUGUUCUCAGUUCUGCUGCAGCCGCUGGUGGCCAGGUCCUUGGUGGCACUGGUGAUGUUGAUGGAGAUGUUGGAGGACAAGGAGGGAGCGGAACUAUAAAUGGAGCCGAUUUAGGGAGUGUCAGUGGAGUUAAUAUCGGUUUGCAAGGUAAUGGUGGCGCUGGAGCAAUAGAACCGUCUGGCCUUUAUGUGACGCCAUAAUUGUCCUGAAUAUUUGUCACUAUAACUGUCCGUUUUUUUCUGUCAAUCUAUCAAUCUAUUUGUCUAUGAGAUACUAUUAUAUAUUAAAAUAAUA
Molecule: messenger RNA, 843 nt
Organism: Penaeus vannamei (Pacific white shrimp)
Lineage: Eukaryota; Metazoa; Arthropoda; Malacostraca; Decapoda; Penaeidae
Source: RefSeq, a predicted model, not a curated record